Messenger RNA from Pseudomassariella vexata, 2756 nucleotides. Its product is annotated as TFIIH p62 subunit domain-containing protein. Lineage: Eukaryota; Fungi; Ascomycota; Sordariomycetes; Amphisphaeriales; Pseudomassariaceae. Gene Ontology annotation, cellular component: transcription factor TFIIH core complex; transcription factor TFIIH holo complex. The record is from RefSeq and is a predicted model, not a curated record. The transcript has a single exon. Gene Ontology annotation, biological process: transcription by RNA polymerase II; nucleotide-excision repair; transcription by RNA polymerase I. The coding region runs from base 480 to 2438 and encodes 652 amino acids.
UUCAUUGCCAAUUUGACGACAAGCCUUGGCAUAGUGGCUCAACUUACUGCCUAAUUCGAGGCAUGUGGCUGAAUUUCGAACAAACAUCACAGGCUGACAUGGACAUUUGAAUAAUCCUCCCCUGGUCGAGCCUCUCUCUUCAGAACACAACGCGCAUUCAAGGACCCAUUUUGCCGGCGACCUCAUCACAAGGACAUAGAUUUUAUUGGGGGGAGUGUGCCGCGUAGCCAAACCUUGGCAUAUUGGAACGCCAACUGUUUUGGCAAGGAGAGUACCUACUGAAGGCUAAGCUAGCAACUUAAGGAGCUACAGCCGGUGAAAUCGCUCGCACCACAAGGUCCAGCGGUGAAACCAGGGGACGGAGAAUAUCUUCGUGGAAUCCCUCAAGUGGAAGGGCACACUGACCGCGACCGGCCGCUAUUGUAGGCAAAUUUCGACAUCUCCCUGAUCCUGAGUCGUAUCGGCUACUUCUGGCGAACAUGGCAACGCCGCGAGGCACUGCCGCCUACAAGAAGAAGGAUGGAAUCAUCACCAUCACUGAUGAUAAGAAGACGGUCAUAUGGACCCCCCAAACUGCACCGGGUGGACCGCCAGCAGUAUCACUGGAAAUCACGAAUGUGACAAAUCUCCAACAAACGCCAGACACCGCAGCAAAGGUGAUGCUCAAGAUCUUUGAGAAGCCGGCUGAGGGGGGUGAAGCCGUCCCAUUCUUAUUCCACUUCAACUCAACAGGUGAUCCGAGAGGAGAAGCCAACGCGAUCAAAGAUCUAUUGUCACGGCUUAUUGCUGAGUCCAAAAAUAAUGAUGCCGUCACCACUCGACCUGCCGCUGCCGCUGGUGGUGGUAGCGGUGCUGUUGGCAGUGGCUCGUCUUCCAUGGCUUUUGCCAACACAGCCAACUCAAAGCCAGCAGCAUCUCGAUUAUUCGACGACAAUUCACUCAAGUACGAUAUUGAGCUGCAACAACUACUGAUGAAGGCAGACCGUAAUCUCCAUCAGAUGUAUAUGGAAGCACGCGCAACAAAACCUGAGUCCAUGUCGGACAUCACUUUCAACGCGCAAUUCUGGUCGGCGAGAAUUAAUCUACUACGAGCACAUGCCAUUGAGUCGAGACAGAAGAAAGGCACAUACAAUGUGCUUGCCGAAGUCAGGCCCCAGAUGGAAACCAAUCCCGAUGAUCCUGCCGCACCCAGUAAGCUGAAAUUGAAUAUGAAGGUUGAACAAAUACACCUCAUUUUCAAUCAACAUCCCCUGGUCAAACGCAUAUACAACGAAAAUGUUCCACCACUCUCGGAAGCGGAGUUCUGGGAGCGAUUUUUUCUCAGCAAGCUCUCCGCGAAGCUGAGGGGGGAGCGAGCUACUGGUCAGGAGCAACCUGACAGGGUGUUCGAUAAGUACGACGAACACGAAGACAUGGCAUCUUACUCCAGCAGGUUUAUAAACCAGCACGUAUCGAGGAUUAUCGAUUUGGAGGGCAAUGAAGAGAACCAGGGUGGCUUCAGAAGUGGAAAUCGUGCCGACGUCGAAAUGAGACCGAGAGGUCGAAAAGAUGUGCCACUCAUUCCGACUCUAAACAGCCUGAGCGAGAAGAUGAUGGACGAUUUAAAUUCGGUAGAGACUGGCCUGAUAAAACCAACGAAUCUCGGCGAAGACGUCUACGAUGAACUUGCUUUGCGUGAUCUACGGGGGGAUGAUGAAGAACGCCGGAUCAUGCUGAAUAUCAAGCAACAAAACCUAUUCUUCUCUAGUCAAAUCGAGUUUGGCUCGGCGGCGUCGGAGAUAUAUGCCAAACAGAACCCGGUCAAGGUUCUGAGGGAUCUUAACGAAGAUCUGGAGAAGCUGUAUGGCCGUGGCGCUGACAGUGUGGACUUGCACGGUGCGCUGGGAAUCGACGAUGAUAGUGAUAGCGAGGACGGAGGAGACAAGUCGGCUCAUGUCGGGUCUCGCGCCUCAAGAAAGGAGGCACAAAAGCAGAUCCUGGACAGCAUGCUGCAGAGGAGGGCGCAGGUGUACGGCCAUGCCGAGGAUGAAUUGACACCGAUGGGACUGCCGGUGGACAUUGCCGCACGUUGCAAGUUGACGCACGCAACCACCAUGGAGUUUCUUCACCAGUUUUGGGGGGCAUUUCUCUCCGGAGACCCAGACAGGGCCGCAGAAAUUGGGUAUUUGGUCGAGUCCCUUCAGAGAUCCAAAGCACGGAUCAAUGCCGUCGCCGCUGAUGCAGACAGGGCGCGAGAAGAGGCAAUAGAGAAAAAGAAGCAAGAGAUUCGGGAUAUAUACAAGCGGACCUCGAAGAAGACGAAGAUGCCCAUAAUUCGUGGAGGCAAGGAUGCCGUAGUAAAGCUGAUGGACCCUGUGGUUCAAUCAUUGGACAAAGCGAUAGCUGACUAUCAGAGGGCACUGGCUGCUGAGGGACUUCAGGCUAGCACAGAGGGCUAGUAUAUGGAGAUAAUCUCGUUGGUCAAGAAUUGCUGGCAACGAAAGGAUCAGUGAAGAACGUAAGGGACGGCUUGAGCGUAGCAAGAAUGGCACUCAUACGCGGCUUGUUCGUAAUUAUCUCGAUGAGUCUAUUCCAACACGGCUUGCGUUUCACGAGGUCGUGACUACGCACGUAUGCUUCUCUUUCCCCGACAAACAAUGUCCAGGUCAUUACUCGGGGGGAAAUUCCGAAUCGGAGCAUAGGCAGGGAUACACAGACAGGACGCUACCACUUCAUAGAAGCGAUCAUGACGAAAUCCAGGCAUUGGUUAUUACACA